Bemisia tabaci is the source of this 2907-nucleotide messenger RNA. RefSeq names its product coat protein (coatomer) gamma (gene gammaCOP). The record is from RefSeq and is a predicted model, not a curated record. Gene Ontology annotation, biological process: endoplasmic reticulum to Golgi vesicle-mediated transport; intracellular protein transport; protein secretion. Gene Ontology annotation, cellular component: Golgi membrane; endoplasmic reticulum; COPI vesicle coat. Lineage: Eukaryota; Metazoa; Arthropoda; Insecta; Hemiptera; Aleyrodidae. Gene Ontology annotation, molecular function: structural molecule activity.
CAUGCAUGACGUGUACGGGAUGGUCUGUCAAUUGGACGCCGUGUCGGUUUAAUACUUUUACUUUUUUAAUAGUUAAAAUAAUUACAUUAUGGCAUUUAAAAGGGAUAAAAAAGAAGAAGAGGACGGGGGCGGAAAUAUCUUUCUCAACCUGGAGAAGACAAGCGUUUUACAAGAGGCUCGAACUUUCAAUGAAACUCCUGUCAAUCCAAGAAAAUGCACGAUCAUCCUCUCGAAAAUUUUAUAUUUAAUCAACCAGGGUGAGCAGUUAGGUACAACAGAAGCAACUGAAACGUUCUUUGCAAUGACUAAGCUGUUCCAAUCUCGAGAUGUGAUUCUCCGGAGAAUGGUCUACUUGGGAAUAAAGGAACUCUCUUCCCUUGCUGAAGAUGUCAUCAUUGUCACUUCUAGUCUAACCAAGGACAUGACGGGUAAAGAGGACCUGUAUCGGGCAGCUGCAAUUCGUGCUCUUUGUUCCAUAACUGACGGAUCAAUGCUUCAAGCCAUUGAACGUUACAUGAAGCAAGCAAUUGUUGAUCGAAAUGCUGCUGUGAGUAGUGCUGCCCUCGUUAGUAGCCUGCAUAUGACAAGAAUUGCGGGUGAUGUUGUCAAACGCUGGGUUAAUGAGGCGCAAGAAGCUCUCAUAAGUGACAAUGUGAUGGUGCAAUAUCAUGCUCUAGGAGUGCUAUACCAUAUUCGAAAAUCUGACAGAUUGGCUGUCACUAAAUUAGUCACAAAGCUAACACGUUCACCCUUGAAGUCGCCUUUUGCUGUCUGUCUUCUUAUCCGAAUUGUUUGCAAACUACUGGAAGAAGAAGGUGAUGUUGCAUUGAGUGAGUCACCCCUUUUUGACUUCGUUGAAAAAUGUUUGAGGCAUAAGUCAGAGACAGUCAUUUAUGAGGCUGCGCAUGCAGUUGUGAAUCUUAGACGCACAACACCCCGUGAACUGGCCCCCGCAGUAUCGGUGCUUCAAUUAUUCUGUUCCAGUCCAAAGCCUGCUCUGCGUUUUGCAGCUGUCAGAACAUUGAAUAAAGUGGCUAUGUCUCAUCCAGCUGCUGUGACAGCAUGCAAUUUGGAUCUUGAGAACCUUAUCAGUGAUUCAAACAGAUCCAUCGCUACUUUGGCCAUAACUACUCUUCUCAAGACAGGAGCGGAAUCCUCAGUCGAUCGACUAAUGAAACAGAUAUCCACCUUUGUUUCUGAAAUCUCAGAUGAAUUCAAAGUUGUUGUCGUUCAGGCAAUAAGAGCUCUUUGUCUGAAGUUUCCGAGGAAGCAUGGUGUGUUGAUGAAUUUCUUAUCAGCUAUGUUACGUGAUGAAGGAGGUUUAGAAUAUAAAGCUUCAAUUGCAGACACAAUAAUAUCUAUCAUAGAAGAAAAUCCCGAUGCCAAAGAAACAGGUUUAGCCCAUUUAUGUGAGUUCAUAGAGGACUGUGAACAUACCAGCCUUGCUGUCCGCAUUUUACACUUAUUAGGAAAGGAAGGGCCUCGUACAAAACAACCCUCCAGAUACAUCCGCUUCAUUUACAACCGAGUGAUUCUAGAGAGUGCUGUCGUUCGCUGUGCGGCUGUUGCUGCAAUGGCUCAAUUUGGUGCAUCUUGCCCGGACUUAUUGCCGAAUAUUCUGGUUCUCCUGGCCAGGUGUCAGAUGGAUUGCGACGACGAGACAAGAGACAGGGCUACUUUUUACUACCAUAUUCUCAGUGGAGACCAGCCGCAGUUCAUUUAUCAUUACAUUGUCGAUCACCUCCAGGUAUCUAUUCCUAGCCUAGAGAGAGCUCUCACUCAGUACGUUGCGAAUCCUACCCCAGAACAAUUUGAUAUUUCCACCGUUCCUGUAUCAGCGCCAGAGCCUACAAAUGUGCCAGAAAAGGGUCACGGUACCGUAGACAUUGCUAAUCCAGUCGCUGUUCAACCAGAAACUCCUGCUAAAGCAGCCGAAUCAUAUGCCGUGAAAUUAGCCAGUAUUCCAGAGUUAGCUCCCUUGCCUGGCUCUUUAUUCCGUUCCUCAGACCCUGUUCAAUUGACUGAAUCAGAGACAGAGUAUGUCGUUAAAUGUAUAAAACACUGCUUCAGUGACCACUUAAUUCUUCAGUUCAACAUCCUAAAUACAUUGAGCGAUACCCUACUUGAAUCAAUUGGAGUUACAUUAGAGGAACCGGAAGGCUAUGAGAUUCUGAAAGAAGUCGCUUGCCCAAAAUUAUCCUGCGGUGAAACUGGUUCGGUUUAUGUACUACUCAAGUUUCCAGAGGAUCUCUCCUUAUCAGUCAGCACUUUUGGUGCUACUCUCAAGUUUGUCGUCAAGGAUUGUGACCCUACAACCGGGGAGCCUGACACAGAUGAAGGUUAUCAUGAUACUUACAUGUUGGAGGACCUGGAUGUGUUGCUUAGCGAUCAAGUGGUUCGGGUUAUGAAAGGGAAUUGGGGAGCUGCAUGGGAGCAAGCAGAAGGCGAGUCAUUUUUCGAACUUGAAGAUACUUACGUGCUCACCAGUGUUACAUCUCUGGAGCAGGCGAUUCAAAAUAUUGUUGUAUUUCUUGGCAUGCAACCGGCUGAAAGAACAGACAGGCUUCCUCAAGGAAAAUCAGCUCAUACUCUCCUCCUUGCGGGCAUGUUCCGUGGAGGUCAUGAUGUUCUUGUACGUGCUAAAUUAGCGCUAGCUGAAGGUGUAACCAUGCAAAUCACUGUCAGAGCUCCAUCUCAAGAAAUUGCUGAGUUGAUAACCUCUGCUCUUGGUUAAAGCCCAGAGGUACUUUUUGUAAAGCCUGUAUAUAGAGAAAAAAAUUGUUAAUUGAUCUUCAUUUGUUUAAAUCUUUGCUGAAUGUUAGCUCCAAUAAUUUUCCUUCAGUAAAUGUAUGUAUAGAUAAUUUUUAUCUGAAAGUCUUUAUUAAAGUUUUUACAGAAACUUGUCAA